AUGGGUGUUGUCAGGGUGACUAGUGGUCCCACUGUCAUAGUGAGGAAACCACUUGCAGCUAAAGGCGGGAGAGCAAGAAGAGGUAGUAGUGGCAGUGAGGAUGACGAUUAUGGAGUCAGAAAAGGGAAAGAUGAUAGGGUUUAUGACAGUGAUGAUUCAGAUAAUGAAAUAACUGAUGAUUUAGUGGGUGAUAAGAGGAAAGUGUUUGAGUUCCUCAACACAAGCAACAUGAACGAGCUGUCACUACUGAGUGGUUGCUCACAGAAGAAAGCUGAGGCUAUUAUUGCCCUAAGGCCAUUUAAGGGCUGGUUAGAUAUGGUGGAAAAAUUCAACAGUAGCAAAGCGCUUAGCACAGAAUUAUUGAAUUCAACACAAGAGUUAUUAAGUACAAGGAAUAAUAUUCAGCGGUUGAUGAAAAAGUGUGUGGGUCUAGCCCAACAGUUGGAAGCGGCAGUUGCAGCUGGAGCUGGUAGGCUCAAGCAACCAAGCACAUUGGAUCCAAGUUUGAAGCUGGCUCCGUAUCAGUUGGUAGGCCUCAACUGGCUAGCCGUUCUACAUAAACAGGGUGUAUCUGGUAUACUUGCUGAUGAAAUGGGUCUCGGGAAGACUGUGCAAGUUAUCGCCUUUCUGGCGCAUCUCAAGGAGACCGGCCAGGCUAAAGGCACACAUUUGAUUGUUGUACCAGCUUCUACCUUAGAUAAUUGGAGUGGUGAGCUAGAACGCUGGUGUCCGUCACUUCGCGUUAGCAAAUACUAUGGACAUCCUGAGGAGAGACGACAGCUGCGAGUAGAGUAUGCACGAGGAUUAGACUCCAUUGAUGUCGUCCUUACUACUUACACAAUGGUGAGCAGUUGCCCAGAAGAACGUAAGAUGUUCCGCAUAACACCAAUGCACUAUGUUAUUUACGACGAAGCGCAUAUGCUGAAGAAUAUGUCUACCCAACGAUAUGAUAACUUACUGAAAAUUAAGUCCAAACACAGAUUGCUGCUGACAGGGACGCCGUUACAAAACAAUCUUUUGGAGCUUAUGUCACUACUCUGUUUCGUGAUGCCCCAUAUGUUCUCAGGAAAGACUGAUGAUCUCAAGAGUUUGUUCCAGAAAAAUUCGAAAGUAAAAGCAACAAAGAAAACUAACGGCACUAACGAUAGUGUGGAAGAUGAAGUACCAGCAUUUGAACAAAGUCAGAUAACACAAGCAAAGAGGAUCAUGAAGCCCUUCGUACUACGGAGGCUAAAGCGGGAUGUCCUUCAAGACUUACCCAAGAAAACUAAUCACACAGAACUCUGCUCUAUGUCGGAGCGACAGCAGAACUUAUAUAAAAACUUAAUUGCAGGCUUCUCUGCUAAAGAUGGGACGAUACACGCCACCACAGAACAGAGCGGUAUAUCCAUGAUGAUGGACAUGCGUAAACUGGCAAAUCAUCCACUACUACUGCGGUACCAUUAUGAUGAGGCCACAGUCAAGAAGAUAGCCUCGCAGCUAGUAAAGGAAUCUGGUUACAAGGAGAAAAAUGAACAGUACGCGUUUGAGGACCUUUUGUGCUUGUCUGAUUUCCAGAUACAUAAGCUAACGUUAGAGUAUCCUAGUAUAAGGUCGUAUUCCUUGCCUGAUAACUUGAUACUGGACUCAGGCAAGUUCCAAAAGCUGGAUGAGAUGCUGCCGCGUCUGCAGGCGGAUGGGCAUCGAGUGUUGGUGUUCAGCCAGUUCACCAUGAUGCUGGACAUCCUCGAGCCCUAUCUCGCGAUACGUCGCUACCGCUUCCUGCGUCUAGACGGUAGCACCGCUGUGACAGACAGGCAAGAUUUGAUAGACCAAUACAACACAGAAGAUAUAUUUGUGUUCCUACUGUCCACUCGCGCCGGAGGGCUGGGUAUUAACCUCACGGCUGCCGAUACAGUAAUUAUACAUGACAUUGACUUCAACCCGUAUAAUGACAAACAGGCGGAGGAUAGAUGUCACAGAAUGGGUCAAACAAGACCAGUAACAAUAUACCGGUUACUAAGUUCUGGAACAAUAGAAGAGGGUAUUUACCAGGUGGCACAGGAAAAACUUAAUUUGGAAAAACAUGUCACUGGCGCCGAUGAAAAUGAGGCGACAGAACAGAAGAAUGUAGUGAGGCUUCUGUCAGCGGCGCUUGGGCUCACUUCCCCCAACAAAUGA
Molecule: messenger RNA, 2160 nt
Organism: Parnassius apollo (apollo)
Lineage: Eukaryota; Metazoa; Arthropoda; Insecta; Lepidoptera; Papilionidae
Source: the annotation of a GenBank genome assembly